GAAACACGUACACAGCAAAAAACGAAGAAACAAAACAAAUCCCACUCGCACGCAUCAGCAGUAACUGCUUCUAUGAUCCUUCCUUUCUUUUUGUCGACAAGAAACCCAACAAUUAAACCAACCCAAAUUUUUAGAUUUCCUUUUCAUUUCUUACAAAACCCAAAAGAAUAAAUAAAUAAAACCCACUUUAAUUUUUUUUUGUACGCAUUCAAAGACCCAAACUUCUUUCAUUCAGCUCCAUUUAUAGAUCAAAACAAGCAAAACCCACAAAAAAAGUCCCAGCCUUUUAAUAAAAAAUGGUGCUAAAGAGACUAUCUUUGAGUCUCUUUUUAGGGUUUUUGUUUACUUCUUUGAUAGUACCAAGCUCUAUAGCUAGAUUUGUUGUUGAAAAAAACAGCUUGAGGGUUACAUCACCAGAUAAAAUAAAGGGUACUUAUGAUAGUGCAAUUGGGAAUUUCGGGAUACCACAAUAUGGAGGUAGUAUGGCAGGUGCUGUUGUGUAUCCAAAAGAUAAUAAGAAGGGUUGUAAAGAGUUUGAAGAGUUUAGGAUUUCGUUUCAGUCGAAGCCUGGUGCUUUACCCACUUUUGUUUUGGUGGAUCGUGGAGAUUGCUUCUUUGCUUUGAAGGUCUGGAAUGCCCAGAAGGCUGGGGCUUCUGCAGUGCUUGUUGCGGAUGACAUGGAGGAAGCAUUAAUAACCAUGGACACACCUGAAGAGGAUGUUUCAUCUGCAAAAUACAUUGAGAACAUAACAAUACCGUCUGCUCUUAUUGAGAAAAGUUUUGGUGAAACAUUAAAGAAAGCACUUAGCAACGGGGAUAUGGUCAACGUGAAUCUUGAUUGGAGAGAAGCUGUUCCACACCCGGAUGAUCGUGUGGAGUAUGAGCUUUGGACCAACAGCAAUGAUGAAUGUGGGGUUAAGUGUGAUAUGUUGAUGGAAUUUGUGAAGGAUUUUAGGGGCGCAGCACAGAUACUUGAGAAAGGUGGUUACACUCAGUUUACACCCCACUACAUUACCUGGUACUGUCCUCAAGCAUUCACCUUGAGCAGGCAGUGCAAGUCACAGUGCAUAAAUCAUGGAAGAUAUUGUGCUCCUGAUCCUGAACAAGACUUCAGCUCAGGUUAUGAUGGGAAAGAUGUUGUUCUUGAAAAUUUGAGACAACUAUGUGUUUUUAAAGUUGCAAAUGAGACCAAAAAACCUUGGGUGUGGUGGAAUUAUGUAACUGAUUUUCAAAUCAGAUGUCCCAUGAAAGAGAAAAGGUACAACAAAGAAUGUGCUGAUGCUGUCAUCAAAUCUCUUGGGCUCGAUGCUAAGAAGAUUGAUAAGUGUAUGGGAGACCGAAAUGCUGACUCUGACAAUCCUGUUCUGAAAGAAGAGCAAAAUGCCCAGGUUGGAAAAGGAUCGAGGGGUGAUGUAACCAUAUUGCCCACCCUUGUUGUCAACAAUCGUCAGUAUCGAGGAAAGUUGGAGAAAGGUGCUGUUCUAAAGGCCAUAUGCUCUGGUUUUGAGGAAACAACAGAGCCAGCGGUUUGUUUGAGUGGUGAUGUGGAGACCAAUGAGUGCUUGGACAAUAAUGGGGGUUGCUGGCAAGAUAAAACAGCCAACAUCACAGCCUGCAGGGACACAUUUCGUGGGAGAGUAUGUGAGUGCCCUCUUGUCGAUGGUGUGCAGUUCAAAGGAGAUGGUUACAGCCACUGUGAAGUGAGUGGAUCUGGGAGGUGCAAGAUAAACAAUGGAGGCUGUUGGCACAAAUCUCGGGAUGGACACACCUUCUCUGCUUGUCUGGAUGUUGAUGGUGGUAAAUGCCAGUGUCCUCCAGGAUUUAAAGGUGAUGGUGUGAAAAGUUGUGUAGAUGUUGAUGAGUGCAAAGAGAGAAAAGCCUGUCAGUGCUCUGCAUGUAGUUGCAAAAAUACUUGGGGAAGCUAUGAAUGCUCUUGUAGUGGGGAUCUUCUGUAUAUCAGAGACCAUGAUACCUGCAUAAGUAAGAGCGGCACUGAAGUGAGAUCAGCAUGGGCUGCAGUUUGGGUCAUUUUGUUAGGCCUGGCGAUGGCUGGUGGUGGAGGAUAUCUUAUCUACAAAUAUAGAUUAAGGUCAUACAUGGAUUCAGAGAUAAGAGCUAUCAUGGCACAGUACAUGCCUCUGGACAGUCAAGCAGAAGUUCCAAAUCAUGUCCAUGACGAGCGGACUUGAAGAAAACUGUCCUCUGGCACAGUGCAUGCCUCUUUUGAAGGUUGCUAGUAACAGCAGUGUUGAAGUGGUUCUAUGAUUGCCCUUUAUCCUUUCAACGGUUUUCAGCGUGGAUUUUACACCUGUAAUGUACAUGGACAAUAAAGAGUGCAGAUUAAAAUUGUACUUCGUUUGUUAGGACUGUAAAAUCUUACACUUUAAAGGAUUGGAUUUGGGCAGAUAGCAAGGGAUGUGGCUGUAAUGUCCAAGAAUUUUCGUUCCCGCCCCGUAAUUUUUACUUAAUUUAUGAUUACCCUGUAACCGGUCCACCCCCUUUAGACAGGCUGACCUUUUUUGCCGUUAUAUUUAUUUAAAUUCAAGUAGCUUUGACGCUUUCA
Molecule: messenger RNA, 2563 nt
Organism: Populus trichocarpa (black cottonwood)
Lineage: Eukaryota; Viridiplantae; Streptophyta; Magnoliopsida; Malpighiales; Salicaceae
Product: vacuolar-sorting receptor 3
Exons: 12
Coding region: 297-2189 (630 amino acids)
Molecular function (GO): calcium ion binding
Source: RefSeq, a predicted model, not a curated record